This is a messenger RNA of Aspergillus clavatus NRRL 1, 834 nucleotides long. Its product is annotated as LUC7 domain-containing protein. The record is from RefSeq and is a predicted model, not a curated record. Gene Ontology annotation, cellular component: U1 snRNP; U2-type prespliceosome. The coding region runs from base 1 to 834 and encodes 277 amino acids. The transcript has 3 exons. NCBI's taxonomy places the organism in Eukaryota, Fungi, Ascomycota, Eurotiomycetes, Eurotiales, Aspergillaceae. Gene Ontology annotation, molecular function: mRNA binding. Gene Ontology annotation, biological process: mRNA splice site recognition.
AUGGCAGCAGAACAGAGAAAACUCCUUGAGCAGCUUAUGGGAGCGGACCAGCUCAUAGGUACUGGCGGUCCUUCUCGCAAUGCCCAGCUUUCCAUUACCGACUCCAAGGUCUGUCGUUCGUACCUCGUCGGAACUUGUCCGCAUGAUCUCUUCACCAACACCAAGCAAGACCUGGGCCCCUGUCCCAAGGUCCAUAGUGAAGGCUUGAAGACGGAGUAUGAGGCUGCUUCUGCGGCCGAGAAGGCGAAAUGGGGCUUCGAUUUUGACUACAUGCGCGAUAUGCAGAAGUAUGUCGACGACUGUGAUCGCAGAAUCGACUCUGCGCAGCGAAGAUUGGAGAAGACCCCGGAUGAGAUCCGGCAGACAAACAAUCUGCUGAAACAAAUCUCUGAUCUUACUAAAACUAUUAAUACCGGCCUCCUCGAAGUGUCCAUUCUCGGUGAGACAGGUUCGGUUGCGCAAGCGCUCAACGAGCUACACAAGAUUCGCACCGCCAAGCACCAAAAGGAGACGUGCGAGCGAGAACUCAAGAACCUCCAAGAUACAUCCGGUCCGUCAGGCCACCAGAAGCUACAAGUCUGCGACGUCUGCGGCGCAUACCUGAGUCGACUUGAUAACGAUCGCCGAUUGGCCGACCACUUCUUCGGGAAAAUGCACAUGGGCUAUUCGGACAUGCGCAAGACGUGCAAGCGGCUUAGUGAAGAGCUCAAGGGCAGGGCCCCGCCAGUCCGCCACCACGACGAGGAGGACGGUGGUUGGGGAGGUCGCCCUGGUGGUGGACGAGGGCCACGGUAUGGCGGUGGCGGAUACCGGAAACGAGGCGGACGGUGGUGA